Molecule: messenger RNA, 981 nt
Organism: Penicillium antarcticum
Lineage: Eukaryota; Fungi; Ascomycota; Eurotiomycetes; Eurotiales; Aspergillaceae
Product: TauD/TfdA dioxygenase family protein
Exons: 3
Coding region: 1-981 (326 amino acids)
Molecular function (GO): oxidoreductase activity
Source: RefSeq, a predicted model, not a curated record
AUGACCGUCAGUUCAGAAACACCAACUUUCCGCCACAUCUCAGUCAGGCCUUUGCAUCCAACUUUCGGUGCGGAGAUUAGCGGAGUGGAUAUCUCAGUCUCAUUGGCCAGUGAGGUAUGGAGCGAGAUCCGGCAAGCUGUGACAAAAGUAUCUACCGCUUCUUUUUGGGGAGUCGUCGUCUUCCGCGGUACAAAGCUUACCGAUGAGAGCCAUAUUUCAUUCUCCAAGUACUUUGGAGAAUUAGACGACGUGAGACCAUACAUCACAGCAGGUCGAAAGAAUCGUCUCAAAUAUCCUGAACUCUUUGACGUUAGCAACGUCGAGCUUGAUGGAACUAUUCUCGACCCCCAGAGCGCGCGUGGCCAAGCAAACAGAGGAAACAAUCUUUUUCACGUGGACUCAAGCUUCAACCCCCGCCGAGCCGGAUUUUCUCUGUUACUAGCCCAUGAGCUCCCCCCACCCGGAAUGGGAGGCCAUACCGAAUUCGCAGAUACACGAACAGCAUUCGAAGGCCUCCCAGCCGAUCUCAAAGAGACUCUCUUAGCUAGUGACUACAUUGCCUGUCAUUCAAUGCACCACUCUCGCAAAGUGGCUGCACCCGAAGCCUUCGCUCACAUCAACCCGCUUGAUCACCCAAUGGGUCGACACAAACUGGUCCAACGUCAUGAAGCAUCGGAUCGCAUGAAUCUGUAUAUAGCAGCUCAUGUGCACCAUAUUGAAGGACUUGAGCCGGAGAAGUCCCAGGAAUUGUUUGAUAGGUUGUUCAAGCAUGCUACUCGCGAGAGUAAUGUGGUUGAGAUCAAGUGGCAGAAGCCUGGGGAUUUGGUUAUAUGGGAUAAUACCUGUACUAUGCACCGCGCUGUUGGAGGUAUGUUUUUGAAAACCUAUAGGCGGGAUAUGAGGCGGACUACGGUACAUGAUUCCAGUUCUCAGGCUUGGGGAUUGAAUGAGCAUUCUGAUGUUAGGCAGGGGCUUCCUUGA